Chrysochloris asiatica (Cape golden mole) is the source of this 1122-nucleotide messenger RNA. RefSeq names its product L-threonine 3-dehydrogenase, mitochondrial-like. The transcript has 8 exons. The record is from RefSeq and is a predicted model, not a curated record. Gene Ontology annotation, molecular function: L-threonine 3-dehydrogenase activity. Lineage: Eukaryota; Metazoa; Chordata; Mammalia; Afrosoricida; Chrysochloridae. The coding region runs from base 1 to 1122 and encodes 373 amino acids. Gene Ontology annotation, biological process: L-threonine catabolic process.
AUGCCAGCUACUGGGAUGCUGAGUCAGGUAGCUGGCCGGAUGCUACUGAGUCCAGCGAGUGGCUGCCGGACAUCUGUGGUGUCCAUCAGGUUUCUGGGCUUCUCCCCUCGGCAAGUCACAGCAGAUGCCAACUUUCACUCUGUCUCAUGCUCUGAGACAGACCAUCCACGUGUGCUAAUUACAGGGGGUCUUGGCCAGCUUGGAGUGGGGCUUGCUAACUUUUUGAGGAAGCGAUUUGGAAAGGACAAUGUGAUCUUGUCUGACAUAAGGAAACCACCCGACCACAUCUUCCAUAGUGGUCCAUUCAUUUAUUCCGAUAUUUUGGAUUACAAGAAUCUUCGAGAGAUAGUGGUAAACAACCGCAUCACCUGGUUGUUUCAUUAUAGUGCUUUGCUCAGUGCAGUCGGAGAAGCAAACGUAUCUUUGGCGAGAUCUGUAAAUAUAACUGGACUGCAUAACAUUCUGGAUGUUGCAACAGAACACAAUUUGCGAUUGUUUGUGCCUAGCACGAUUGGAGCCUUUGGACCUACUUCUCCCCGGAACCCAACCCCUGAUAUCUGUAUUCAGAGACCCAGGACUAUCUAUGGGGUAUCCAAGGUCCAUGCAGAGCUCAUGGGAGAAUACUAUUGUUAUCGAUAUGGAUUAGAUUUUCGAUGCCUGCGAUAUCCUGGAAUUAUUUCACCGGACUCCCAACUUGGAGGAGGAACAACUGACUAUGCAGUCCACAUUUUUCAUGGUGCUACAAAGAAUGGCAAAUAUGAGUGCAACCUGAAUCCCAACACAAGGCUCCCAAUGAUGUAUAUUGAUGACUGUCUCAGAGCCACCCUGGAAGUCAUGGAGGCCCCAGCAAAGUCUCUGUCCAUGAGGACCUACAACAUCAAUGCCAUGAGUUUCACUCCCAAGGAGCUGGCCCAAGAGAUUCUCAAACAUGUUCCAGAAUUCCAGAUUACAUACAACGUGGAUUCUGUCCGACAGGCCAUAGCGGACAGUUGGCCAAUGAACUUUGAUGACAGCAAUGCUCGGAAGGAUUGGGGGUGGAAACAUGAUUUUGAUCUUCCAGAAUUGGUGACUACGAUGUUGAACUUCCUUGGUUCUGACACCAGGGUUGCCCAAGCUAACUGA